This is a messenger RNA of Triticum aestivum (bread wheat), 3120 nucleotides long. RefSeq lists its product as uncharacterized. The record is from RefSeq and is a predicted model, not a curated record. Gene Ontology annotation, biological process: DNA transposition. The coding region runs from base 1 to 3120 and encodes 1039 amino acids. NCBI's taxonomy places the organism in Eukaryota, Viridiplantae, Streptophyta, Magnoliopsida, Poales, Poaceae. Gene Ontology annotation, molecular function: zinc ion binding; DNA binding; transposase activity. The transcript is spliced from 5 exons.
AUGUCCUCGUUGAUUCCGGAGGGCGGCGGCGACGCUGGCGGCGAGACAAGUUUGGACGCUGCUGCCUCGCCCGCUCCUCCACCGAUGGCCAGCGGCUCAGUCGAUAAUUGGUUGGGGAGCACCAGUUUCUCGAUGCAGGCCGGCUCGCAGCAGCCGGAGGCACCGCUCUCCCAGUCAUCGCCAAUGGGUCGCAGUUUGGCUGACCAGAAGUGGGAUAUAUGGUUUCAUUUAGAAGGAAGAAACCCUGUGAAAAGGGGUAUAUUUGAGUCAGAUAUUUCUUUGCUUACUCUACAAUCACUCAUUGCUAGUGAAGGGUAUGGGGACAGUGAUUACAUGUACUAUGUGAAGGAGGAGGAAAUUGGAUUUGACAGAGUAAAGUAUUUAGGUAAUGAAGCUAGUGUUCAUGAAAUGUUGGACUUUUUUCAUCAUGUCAAGCUAGUCAACAUAAGGGUUGUGAGAAAUGUUGAACCUGGAAUUAGUACACAGGCUAAUGAGAAUUACAUGAACACUCAAGAGAGCUGUUGUGUGAAAAAGGUUGUGGAGCAAUCUGACCUUCAGAAUCAGAUAGAUGAUAGAAAGGCUCAGCUUGAGAGGAGCAGGAUUCAAAGAGAGGCAGAUUUGAACCACUUUGAAGGAGACACUGAAGUGUCUGAAUUUUGUUCUGAUGAUUCAGUUCAUUCAGAUGGUAGUGCUGAAGCUGUUCAACAAAUGGAAAUAGAGUGUGCCUCUGAAGAGGAAACACCAUUGCAAAGUACUGCUAUUGUGAAACAUGUGAAGAACCCUGGGCCAACUAGCAGAUGUCACAAUGAGGUAGAGAAAAAAUGUUUUGAAGAUUGGUUUCCUGAAGCAGAUGAGUUUUGUUUUGCUGGUGAUCCAGGCAUAAGUGAUGAGGAAGAAGAAUAUGAAGUUGAACUACCAUACAUCAUGAAGAAGGAAAAGACAAAGAGUAGUAAGAAAAAGAUGAAGGAAAGAGUAUAUUUUGACCCUUCAAUUCCCAAUUCACAUUUACUCUUGUGCAAGAGCUUGUGUUUUGAUUCUGUUUACCAGUUCAGAGAAGCAUUAAGAGAUUUUCAUAUAAGGACUUUGAGGUCUUUUCACUACCACAGGAACACUCCAACAAGAAUUAUUGUUUGGUGUUCACAGAGAGAGCAUGGAUGUGAAUUUUACAUCUGUGCCUCCAGGAUAGCUCAUGAAAGAACAUUUUGCAUUAAGAAGUGUAACAUGGAGCACACUUGUCCAGCAUCAGCAGAGAACACAAAAGUUACUACUAAGUGGCUUUCCAAAGAAGUUGAGCCAUCUCUUAGAGCAGAUCCUAGAGCACCUGUGGAUUCACUUAUUAAAAACAGCAAAGUCAAGUUUUCAGUUGAUGUAUCAAAGAGUGUGGCCUAUAGGGCAAGGAGGAAGGCUAUGAAGGUUGUACAAGGUGACCAGAAGGAGCAGUACUAUAGACUGAGGGACUACCUACAAGCAGUUCUUGACACAAACCCUGGUAGCAGGUGUGUAGUUACAACAUUUGAGGACCCAGAAAACCCUGCCCCAACACCUAGAUUUAAGUACAUGUUCUACUGCUUGCAUGCAUCAAAGCAAGGAUUUCUUAAUGGUUGCAGGCCCUUUAUAGGGCUUGAUGGUUGCUUCAUCAAGCUAACCACUGGACAACAAAUACUUGCAGCCACAGGAAGAGAUGGCAAUAACAACAUCUACCCCAUAGCCUUUGGUGUGGUUGAUAAGGAAGAUUCAGAUAGUUGGACAUGGUUCCUAACCCAGCUAAGAUGUUGCAUUGGAAGUGGUAGCAAAUUUGGAACCUACACCAUUAUUUCUGACAGGCAAAAGGGUCUUCUUAAGGCUAUAAAUGAGGUGUUCCCUGAUUCCCCUCAGAGAUACUGCCUCAGGCACAUAUAUGCAAAUUUUCAGUCAGCUGGUUUCAGAGGAGCAGAACUAAAGAAGCUAGUAGAUCAGGCUAGCUACUCAUUCACCAAACAUGGCCAUGAAUUGGCAAUGGCAGAGCUUAAAGCAGAGUGUGAGGAUGCCUGUAAGUGGCUUAAAAAAAUUCCAAAGGAGACUUGGUGUAGGUCUGCAAUGGAUUACAAUUGCAAAACUGAUCUUGUUGUGAACAACCUUAGUGAGGUUUUCAACAAAAUGAUCCUUGAUGUUAGGGCCAAACCAAUUAGGACUAUGUUUGAAGGAAUUAGGACUAAGCAGAUGAUCAAAAGGCAGAAGACUAGGGAAAAAACAGAGAACAGCAGGUGGAUGAUCACACCCAACUAUUCAGAGAAAUUAGAGGAGAAUAAGAAGUAUGCCAAAUUUUGUGAUGCAUAUAAGGCAGGUCCUGACAUUUGGCAAGUUAAUAGUAAGGAAAAUCAGUACUGUGUGAACCUAGCUACUCAAUCAUGUGACUGCAGGAGGUGGGACAUGACAGGUGUGACAUGCAGUCAUGCAAUAGCAGCAAUGAGCAAGAUUCACAUGCACCCAGAGGACUAUGUGCAUGAAUUUUUCAAAAAAGCACUAUAUAUUGAAGCAUACAAAGACAUAGUGUACCCUGUCCCUGGUCCUGAAUUCUGGCCUGACACCCAUACUCCUGAUAUUGAGCCCCUAGUGUUCAAAGAAAAAGCAGGCAAAAAACAGACAGUUAGGAGAAAGGGGCAGUUUGAGGUGCCUGCUCCAAAGGACACAAGCAGGAUGGGAACAAUUACAUGCAGCAAUUGUGGUCUACAAGGCCACAGAUAUACUAAUUGUGGGAAAGCUCUAAAACCUAGUCUUGAGAUGAGAAAGAACUUACACCAGGAGAAUAGAGAAAUUUUUAGUUCUAGUGCUACACAUCCACCUCCACAACCACCACCUCAACACCAAACUACACAGAUGCCAGCAUCAUCAGCUCCACCUCCUAAAGCAAAUAAGAGAGGUUCAACAUCAACAGUUUCAGCAGGAGCAGCCAGGUCUUCACCAGCACCUGCAACAGGAUCUGCAUCAACAAGAGCUGCAAGAACAAGAGGAUCAACAUCUACAAGAACAUUCAAUGCACCAAGAACAUUCACUGGAGAACCAGGGAUAUUGGCAGGCAAGAGGAAGAGGAAACCUCCUAGCAAGUUUGCAUCCUAUUUCAAUGCUAGUGGAAACUAUUGA